This is a messenger RNA of Eucalyptus grandis, 1304 nucleotides long. RefSeq names its product xanthohumol 4-O-methyltransferase. The record is from RefSeq and is a predicted model, not a curated record. Gene Ontology annotation, biological process: methylation. Bases 65 to 1147 code for a protein of 360 amino acids. NCBI's taxonomy places the organism in Eukaryota, Viridiplantae, Streptophyta, Magnoliopsida, Myrtales, Myrtaceae. The transcript is spliced from 2 exons. Gene Ontology annotation, molecular function: protein dimerization activity; S-adenosylmethionine-dependent methyltransferase activity; O-methyltransferase activity.
CGAAUCAAAGCAAGCUCUGAGUGAGAGUGAGAGAGAGAGAGAGGGAGCGAGAGAGUGAGAGAGAAUGGAAUCUCUUCAUGAAACUGAAGCAACCCUAAGAGGCCAAGCACACAUAUUGAAUCUGCUGAAUGCAUACGCCGGCUCCAUGGCGCUAAAAUGCGCGGUCGAGCUCCGAAUACCCAACAUCAUCCAUUCUUAUGGCGGCGGGCCCGUCACCCUAGCCCAAAUAGCCUCCCGCAUUCCCUCCCCAUCCCUCGAAACCGCCUACUUGGCGCGCAUCAUGAGACUCCUUGUCCGUGAGAACAUCUUCUCCGCUAAUCGUUGCCAACCUGAUGACGGCCAUGAGAGUCACGAGACACUCUACAGCCUCCCCCCAUCAUCAAGAUGGCUCCUCCAGGGGCCCGGGUUCGAGCUCAGCCUCGCGCCUGUGGUGUUGAUGUUAAACCACCCAUGGAUGAUGUCCCCGUGGCAAUUCUUUGGCGACUGCAUCAAGACCGGCGGCAUUGCAUUCGAGAUGGCUCACGGCCGCAAGAUUUGGGACUUCGCAUCAGAGAAUCCCGAGUUCAACCGCUUGUUCAACGAUGGGAUGGCGUGUGUGAGCAGGAUCACGAUUGGGGGCAUCAUAGAAGUGUAUAAGGACGGCUUCGAGAGCAUUGGAUCUUUGGUCGAUGUCGGAGGGGGGAUCGGCAAGAACCUGGUCGAGAUCAUUAAGUCAUGUCCACACAUUCAGGGGAUUAAUUAUGAUCUACCUCAUGUUGUUUCAACGGCGCCGGCGCACGAUGGAGUCACUCAUGUUGGAGGAAACAUGUUUGAGACUAUACCACAUGCUGAUGCAGUUCUCUUGAUGGAGAUAAUGCAUGAUUGGGGAGACGAAGACUGUGUCAAGAUUUUGAAGAAUUGCAGAAAAGCAAUCCCGGAAAAGAAUGGCAAGGUGAUCAUAGCAAAUAUUGUGUUGAAAGCAGAGGACGAUGGCAUGUUCGAUAAGACCAAAUUAGUGAUGGAUCUGGCCAUGAUGGCGCUUUGCUCGGGAGGUAAGGAGAGGGACGAACUCGAAUGGAAGAAGAUCUUGGAGGAGGGAGGGUUUCCUCGCUACAACAUCAUCAAAACCCCUUGCUUGCAAUCCAUUAUUGAAGCCUAUCCCCUGUGAUACGCUAUAAUUAUGUAAGAAAAAUAAAUGCAGUCCUAUGCUCCAUUAAUGACGGACUUCGGUAGUUAAGGCAAUUGGAUUCACUUAGGUCUCUUGAUCUCAGACCAAGUUUACGGUUUCCUAUCUAUGAAUAAUCCAAUUACCAUGUUUUAGGUUA